AUGCCAUCAAAGCCACGCAUUGACAGGAUUAAGAUAUGUUAUACGGCAGCGAUGCAUUUAAACUAUGGAUGGCGUAUGAGGGGCUAUCCCUGUACUCCGUUCAACAAUGCUGCAACUAAAUAUAUCUCCCAACUGCAUCGGAUCACCGUUCGAUUCUGCCGCAAGAAUGAAUGCAGCGCUGGAGUAAGGCAUUUCAUUGGUAGUGGGUUAUUGUCGCAAUUUGCAUCAGAGAAUCCCUCCGUAGUCGUUUACAUACAGCCCAUCAGGCAGAAUAUUCCGGUGCUAAGAGCAGAGUAUGGAAAUGGACGCACAAUUCAGAUUGUUUUGAAGAAUUUCGAUGCAGAAGAGGUGGAAAGACAUUUUAAUCUGUUACGAACUCGAAGUGGUCUUCCGGUAGUUGAUCUAGUUUCGAGACAAUCUGCUCAAGUCGCUUCGGUGCAAGGAAUGUGGAAUCCAAUGCUCAAUAUUAAUUCCGAACUAAAUGUUUCUGAAUUGUCUGAGAAGAAAUUUUCGCGGCAUCGUACUGCUGAAUCAUCAGCUACGGAGUACGUGUCGUCGUUAGUUGAGGAAAACGUUAGCGACUCACGCUGAUACUCCUUCACAUUCAGGCGAUCUACUUUUCUCAGGCAGAAAUAGAAUGAUACUGCUUUAGCGAAACCGACUACUUGAUCAAAACCCACCUCACCAUGGUGAAAUAUUUCAGCGAUCAGCGCACUGCCAACGGCUUCAAAUCUCAUUCAGUUAUAGUACUAACCCGCAGAGAUUGUAAAACCUUACUUGAAUUACUGAG
Loa loa (African eye worm) is the source of this 790-nucleotide messenger RNA. RefSeq lists its product as hypothetical. Gene Ontology annotation, biological process: mitochondrial translation. The transcript has 2 exons. The record is from RefSeq and is a predicted model, not a curated record. Gene Ontology annotation, molecular function: structural constituent of ribosome. Bases 1 to 591 code for a protein of 196 amino acids. Gene Ontology annotation, cellular component: mitochondrial large ribosomal subunit. NCBI's taxonomy places the organism in Eukaryota, Metazoa, Nematoda, Chromadorea, Rhabditida, Onchocercidae.